Molecule: messenger RNA, 237 nt
Organism: Colletotrichum paranaense
Lineage: Eukaryota; Fungi; Ascomycota; Sordariomycetes; Glomerellales; Glomerellaceae
Exons: 1
Coding region: 1-237 (78 amino acids)
Source: RefSeq, a predicted model, not a curated record
AUGAUUUCUCUACUCGGGUGCCUGCUUAUUAGUUUAGGUGUGUUCCGACGCCCGUCCCAAGGUAAAGGCGGUUCAUCUGAGUCAUUUCUAGACACAGGCUUAACAGACUUUCCCGUUCCCUCCACCGGAUUGCCCACACCCACGCCAAACAAGGAAACUUUCCCGAGAAUUGGGGGGUGGAGGGACGCAUUACGUAGCUCAUCCUCUCAACUUACUAGAGCUUUCGUUUAUAUAUAA